CCCCCGUUCCACUUUAGAAAUUCUAACGCCUUUCUUUCGAACAUUUCUGUACAUUGAUCAUUUUCCCGCCCUUCCACAUCCGUUGCCAAGGGAUCACUCACGUCACAGGCCUUCCUCUAAUUUCCCCACCUACGUUUUUUUUCAGUCCCAAAAUGGCCGACUUCUUCAACCACCAUCCCGGCGGUGACUGUUGCCUCAGUCUAUGGUAUAGCGAGGCGCUCUAUCCACAAGGCGAACUCGACGGUACAGUCCUGUCGGAUGUUCUUCCUCUGUCCAUGACGGCAGAGGAAAAGAGUCAACUGGCGGCGUACAGUAGAGGGCGCUGUGAUGACUUCUGGGCGGUGACGAUGCUCUUGCUGCAGCGGCGGGGAGCGAGCGAGGAGUGAGUCGCGGCGUGCGCGCUCUUGGAGCCGUUGCGGUAGUUGCUUUUUCGCGCUUACCUUUCCCCGCUUCUUCUUCAAAGCUUCCCGCAGCGGCGGCGGUUUGGUCGAAGAAGAAUGUUCCGCAAGGCGCGGCGCGUGAACGUGCGGAAGCGGAACGAGUCUGAGGACGACGACGAAGAGCGAGAUGAAGCGUUACCGUCGCAGCCGCCGCCGCCAGGAGGUGAUGGGCCUGCGGCGGAGACUGAUCUGCCAGCCCCUAAGCCACCGCUGCUGCCGCUUCCGACAGGCUGCGUUCCUCUCGUCUCCUCCUCCGGCGGAGGGUUCGCUUUUAGCAAUGCUGAGGUGGUGGGCCGGGGCGGCCCCGGUUUGCCGGCCCCAGACUUGCAGCCGCCGCCCCCCCCGCUUGCGCUCGUCCCGCCGCCGCCGCCGCCUUCGCAGCAGCUGCCACUGGGAAACAACGGGCACGUGUCUGCUGUUUCUAAGCCGAAGGAGCGGAAAAAGGGCAAAGAAUCGGUUGCCGUGUCUGGUGUGCCCCGCGGAAGCCUCAGUCUGCUCAGCUUCCAGGACGAGGAAGAGGAAACUGAAGUUUUUAAAGUGAAGAAAUCAAGUUACAGCAAAAAGAUAGUAAAGCUGCUUAAGAAAGAAUACAAAGAAGAUCUUGAAAAAUCAAAGACGAAAACAGAAACAAAUUCUUCAGCAGAUGAUGAACAAACUGCAGACAAAAUAGGACUGUUUAAAGAUAUAGUUCAGGAAGAUGGAGCUACAAAUAGUGAACAAGGAGAAGAAGAAAUGGAAGUUGAAAGUGAGAAGGAAGAUGAAAAAACAAAAGCUGCAGGAGCAUUUUCCAGUGCUUUGUCAUCUCUGAAUGUUCUGCGUCCAGGAGAAAUUCCAGAUGCUGCUUUUAUUCAUGCUGCUAGGAAAAAGCGCCAAAUGGCUCGUGAACUUGGUGACUUUCUUCCCCUCGACAAUGAUCCUGGUAAAGGGCGUCUUGUGAGAGAAGAUGAAAAUGAUGCCAGUGAUGAUGAGGAUGAUGAUGAGAAGAGAAGAAUAGUUUUUUCAGUGAAAGAGAAGUCCCAGAGACAAAAGAUCGCAGAGGAAAUAGGUAUUGAGGGAAGUGAUGAUGAAGCUCUCAUUGCUGGAGAACAGGAUGAAGAACUAAGCCGGUGGGAGCAGGAACAGAUACGGAAAGGCAUUAAUAUACCUCAGGUUCAAGCAAGUCAGCCUGCUGAAGUGAACAACCUCUACUACCAGAAUGCUUACCAGACAAUGCCUUAUGGUUCAUCUUAUGGCAUGCCUUACACAUAUGCUGCAUAUGGAUCAUCAGAGACAAAGUCUCAAAAAACAGAUAACAUAAUACCUUUCAAAACCCCCAGUAAUGAGAUGGCUCCUGUUACUAUUGAUUUGGUAAAGAAACAGCUUAAAGACAGGUUGGCGUCACUGAAAGAAUUUCACAAAGCCAAUCAACAACAACAUGAGAAGCAUCAGCAAAAUCGUGAUGACUCUACCAAGACAAUUGAAAGAUUGGAAGGAUCUUCUGGGGGUGUUGGUGAACGGUAUAAAUUUCUGCAAGAAAUGCGAGGGUAUGUCCAAGACUUGCUUGAGUGUUUCAGUGAAAAGGUGCUCCUGAUUAACGAACUUGAAUCAGCAAUGCACCAGCUGUACAAACAGCGCGCCUCCCGCCUUGUCCAAAGACGACAAGAUGAUAUUAAAGAUGAAUCUUCGGAGUUUUCAAGCCAUUCAAAUAAAGCACUGAUGGCACCAAACCUUGAUUCUUUCGGGCGAGAUAGAACGCUGUACCAAGAACAUGUAAAAAGACGGACUGCCGAAAGGGAAGCUAGAAGAGCUCGUCGUAGACUUGCCAGAGAGCAAUUUGGGAAAAUGGCUGAUCACCUUGAGGGUCUUUCUAGUGAUGAUGAAGAAACUUCAACAGAUACAACAAACUUCAAUAUGGAGCGAGAUCGCAUUUUGAAAGAGUCCAGCAAAGUUUUUGAAGAUGUAUUAGAAAACUUUUCCUCCAUUGACUGUAUUAAGUCACAAUUUGAAGCCUGGCGUUCUAAGUAUUUGUCUUCAUAUAAGGAUGCUUAUAUUGGACUUUGCUUACCCAAGCUGUUAAAUCCUUUAAUAAGACUUCAGUUAAUCACCUGGAAUCCUUUGGAGGACAAAUGCCAAGAUUUUGAAAGUAUGCUGUGGUUUGAAUCCUUGCUAUUUUAUGGAUGCGAAGAAUAUGAUCAGGAGAAAGAUGAUGCUGAUGUUUCACUGUUGCCUACUAUUGUUGAAAGAGUGGUUUUACCAAAAUUAACAGUGCUGGCUGAAAAUGUAUGGGACCCCUUUUCUACAACCCAAACAUCCAGGAUGGUUGCUAUUACCCAGAAACUAAUUAAUGGAUACCCUACAGUAGUACAUGCAGAAAACAAAAAUACCCAGACAUUACUCAAAGCCCUCUUACUUAGAAUGAGACGAACACUAGAUGAUGAUGUGUUCAUGCCACUUUAUCCCAAAAGUGUUUUAGAGAACAAGAACUCUGGUCCUUACUUGUUUUUCCAGCGCCAGUUUUGGUCUUCAGUUAAGCUAUUGGGAAACUUUCUGCAGUGGCAUGGAAUAUUCUCCAACAAAACUUUACAGGAAUUAUCAAUAGAUGGUUUGCUAAAUAGAUACAUUCUUAUGGCUUUCCAGAAUUCUGAGUAUGGAGAUGACAGCAUUAAGAAAGCUCAAAGUGUAAUUAACUGCUUCCCUAAACAGUGGUUCACUAAUCUUAAAGGAAAUAAGACAGUAUCACAUCUAGAAAAUCUCUGUAGAUACCUCGUUCACCUUGCUGAUACAAUAUACAGAAACAGCAUUGGAAGCUCUGAUGUAGAAAAAAGAAAUGCAAGGGAACAUAUAAAACAGAUAAUAAAACUUCUAUCAAGUAUUCGAGCAUUGGACCAUGCUGUUACAGUAGCAAAUGAUCAUAAUGUGAAAGAGCUAAAGAACUUAAGUGAAGGGAAAUAAAAUUGUGUCAAUUAAUUCUACAAUAUAAAAAUCAUUCCUGAACUGUAAUUUUGUACAUAUGUAAAGCUUUCUUAAAUUGUAAACAAUUGAUUGUUUUUAAGACAAAGUGCAUUCUUAAAUACAUCAUAUGUAAUAGUGUUGAUGUCUUUAAAAAGUGAAAGCCAAGAUUUUUCACAUGCAUCUUGUUUACAAAAACUUUUAUACCCCGUGAUGGCCAUCUAUUCAGUUAAUUUCCCAGUAGGUGAGAAAUUCUGUAUGAUAAAAUGAAUUAAUAGAUGAUUUGAAAAUAUUUAUACUUCCAUAGUUAUGAUACCUUUUAAAGUAAACUUUUUGUUUGCUGGAAUUGGUCACAAAUACAUAAUAUAAUAUGGCCUUAUAAGAGUAAACAAGCUUCCCAAAAAAUACUUUUAUGUUGUUAGAAGUAUACAUAUUGAUCAUAAAGUAAUAUUCUUAAAAUUCAGGUGGAAAACCUGCAGCCACAGUUCCAGUUACCCAAUAAAUUAUAUUUCAGGUGAAAUUAUUUGUGCCAUGUAAGCUAGAUUCUUAUUUUAGGAGCCACACUGCUAAAUUACAAGUAUUACAUAUUUUUUUAUAAUUAACUCUUUGGUAUGCAUUUUCUCAUAACAUAAUUUAGAAUAUUAGGGGUAUCCCAAAAUGUCCAUAGGAUUUAAUAUCCUGUGAUCAUUGACUGAAUAUUCAGAAAGUUACUUGGAUUGUUUAAGACUAACUUUUUGGUUGUCAUGGUCUGCUCCUAAGUUUAGUUUGAAUUCAGAAGAAUGUUGUCACUAUAGAUAUCCUUCUUGAUCUUAUCUUGAUAUGUAGUCCUUUGUACCUGAGAAAAGAAGUGGACUACCAAAUCAUCGUACUUUAUCAUGGUCUUGUCAUGUGAUGGAAAGAAAAUAUUAAAUGUACAGUUUGUCUUUUGGACACUAAAUAAUUUUCUGAAUUCCUUGCCCUGAUUAUUUUCAGUCAAGCCCAAAAUGGUGUCAAGCCUUUAAACUUACAUACUAACAGCAAGAGAUUAUAGUUAGUAUCACCAUAUUGAUGGCAGACAUCAGUAGAAUACAAUGUGGGCAAUUUGUAAUGAUUUCCAUCCUGUCCUCCAAAUCUGUUUGAGAGGAAAAGUAAGGACAAUCUGUUUCAGUAUUUCUUAUGAGAAUAAAUAGAAUUUAUAUACCUGGGAAUAUGGAAAUACAAUCUAUACUGAUAAAUUCUUGACAUUAUUUAUGUUGGGUUGUCAUGCAGAUUACCAGUACCUGUUUAAUAAGCCUCUCUUGGAACACUGAAUGGGAAGGACAACUUUUAGCAACUAAUUUUCUUCUUUGCAACCCUUGCACUGACUGCGUCCAGCAUUAUUGAGCAGCAAAGGGUUGCAGCUGAAAGACAAACAUACUGUAAGGGCUUACAUGUACAGUAUUUCUGUCCCACUUCCUUUGUACAGUGCCAUCAGAUGUCAUCUGAGUGCAAGUCUAUCCUAUUGUGCAGUUACAUAACCAAAUUCUGCUAUGAGGAAAAAGGAAGAAAUGGGAUACAUUCCUAUGUAAAACUGAAUAGUAGAUAUUUUUAUCAAAAUGUCUUUUAACACUACUCAAGCUAAGAUUAAUGUUGAAAUUUUGGAGGUAAAUGAUGUAGAGCUCGUGAAGCUAGAUCUGAAAAUGUGUAAUCCAAUAGAAGGCUUAGCCAUCUACAAAGUUACAAAGAGACUUUUGUCUCGGAAAGUGCAACUAAGAAUAAUGCUGAUUCAUUUUGUGCGUGAUUGCUGACAGUAUUAAGAACUUUUAUCAUUCAUUCACAUAUCCUUAUUUUACAUGUAUAUCCAAGUCCAGAGGUAAGCAUAUUCCCCAGACCAGAUUUGUGGAAAUCAUAUAUAAAGACACCUUUUCUAAAAUUUAAAAAUUCAUUUUAGAAAUGCUAGUCUUUUCUGAUGCAACAUGAAUCACAAAAUCUACUGUUCCCUCUUAUGAUAUGCACAAUUGAAAUAUAUUCCCUGGGAUAAAUUACAAUUAUCUACAUUUGGCUAUACUAUUAUUUUUUUAGAGCUUGCUCUACAAUAAGUUUUCAUGCCACUCUAAAAAAAUGGCAGUUUUUCAAGUUUUUUUAGUUCAUUGUCUGUAAUACAUAUAUUGCUUUGGUUGUCUGAAUAAUGAUAUGCUAAC
This is a messenger RNA of Python bivittatus (Burmese python), 5527 nucleotides long. It is a transcript of the gene PAXBP1, whose product is annotated as PAX3 and PAX7 binding protein 1. Gene Ontology annotation, molecular function: DNA binding. Lineage: Eukaryota; Metazoa; Chordata; Lepidosauria; Squamata; Pythonidae. Gene Ontology annotation, biological process: mRNA splicing, via spliceosome; positive regulation of transcription by RNA polymerase II. Gene Ontology annotation, cellular component: nucleus. The record is from RefSeq and is a predicted model, not a curated record.